Molecule: messenger RNA, 1086 nt
Organism: Prunus mume (Japanese apricot)
Lineage: Eukaryota; Viridiplantae; Streptophyta; Magnoliopsida; Rosales; Rosaceae
Product: transcription factor IBH1-like
Biological process (GO): regulation of DNA-templated transcription
Source: RefSeq, a predicted model, not a curated record
UAUUCCCGCUUUCUUCACCAUCCUUCUAUUUCCCCUAAUCUGUGUGCUAAUUAGACUCUAAGAGCUCAUCAAAGCUUAUGCCUUUUGUCAUUGCAAAGCAAGCAAGAGGCCCUCCAAUUGGCCAUUGCCUAUCUUUCUUUCCUUAAUCCCAUAAAGUCAUUUCUGUCAGAGCUACAUAUAGUCACUUAAAGGAUUUAGAUCCCCACCACCACCACCACCACGAAUAUAUAUAUAUAUAUAUAUAUAGAGAGAGAGAGAGAGAGAGAGAGAGAGAGAGAGAGAGAGAGAGAGAGAGAGCGCUCCUCAGCUCACCUUCCAUGAAAAAACCCUAAAAUUUUAUCUCCUCACCAUGACUAGUAUAACUACAAGCGGUGUCACCCUAAACAUCAAAUCCUGCAGAACCAAGUUUGCUCAUAGAUUUGUUCGAUCUCUCUUGCAAAUCAGAAACCAUGCUCGGCCCAGUUCAUCGUCGUCUUCAGAGGAAAAACUGAUCCAAAAGCGCAGGCAGAGAAUAAAGAUAGCAGCUUAUUCAUCCAUGGCUCAUGCUGUUGGGCCAAGGAUGAACUGGAGCAGGGCUCUUCUCUUUAAGCUUCGAAACCGGGCCUGCAGGCACCGUAAGAAGAAAACGAUUGUUGUGAUCAGAAGAAAGACUAAAAAAGCCUCAAGAUCAUCACAGGGAUCGGUUCCUGUGGAUCAAGCAAAAAAGCUUCGGCGGCUCGUUCCGGGGGCCAAGUCCAUGGAUUUGUGCAGCUUGCUGGAGGAAACUGCUCACUACAUAACAUGCCUUUCCACGCAGAUUAAGGUGAUGCAGGCUUUAGCUGAUCAUCUUUCUAAAUGAGAGGAAUCAAAGAAGUGGAAGGAAUGAAAUUAUUGAUACAUACAGAUGAUACAGGCGAGUGUUGUGUGGGCGGUAAGUAUAUAUAUAUAUAUAUAUAUAUAUAUAUAUUAUACAAAACACAUGGAUUAUAUAUAUAGUUUUGGUUUACUGCAUAUGCUCAAACUCCAACAUAUAUGUGGUUAUUUGAAUUUAAAGAAGGAUGAUGUAAACUCUGACUUGAAAUUAAUGUACGGAUUAAAUAUUUUGUA